This is a messenger RNA of Myotis daubentonii (Daubenton's bat), 4407 nucleotides long. RefSeq names its product zinc finger protein 7 (gene ZNF7). Gene Ontology annotation, biological process: regulation of DNA-templated transcription. Lineage: Eukaryota; Metazoa; Chordata; Mammalia; Chiroptera; Vespertilionidae. Gene Ontology annotation, molecular function: DNA-binding transcription factor activity, RNA polymerase II-specific; RNA polymerase II cis-regulatory region sequence-specific DNA binding. The record is from RefSeq and is a predicted model, not a curated record.
UUUAGGGUCACGCUGCCCCGCACAGACUGACUCACACCGGGCGCGGGUUCGGGAGCUCCCGACUUGGCCUGGCGAGGUCCCCUUUAAGGAAACGGGUGGGUAGAUUCGGGGAGCGUGGUUUACAGUGAGAAGACCGGGGUCUAGAAGAGAGAGCAAACGUCCGACUUCUGCGGAGGAAGAGGGGCAGCCAGCCAGUAAGUGGGGAGACCAGAGCUGGGGUUCCAUGGCCCAGGACGAAGUAGGGAGUGGGCGAGGGAGCAUGACGACCUUAUCCAGAACCUGAGGGGACAGACUGUGCUUCGUGAAGGCAAAGCCCUUGUGCAUUGCUCACUGCUGCAUCCCAUUGCCUGGUUGAGCACCUGACACGAGUGGCAACCACCCCUUAGGUGUUCUCGGAGUGAUUCACAACCACCACACGCUCUGAAAGAUGAACGAGGCCUCGGGGGACAUAUGCUCCAGGACUGUGGCUGCCUUGGUUUCCCCCUGUGUCCCAGCCAGAGAAUGUCUGGAAGUGGAGCAGGUCUCUCGGCCAGGACACAUGGAUACUCAUCCACCAAGCCUCAUGAAUGGGGCUGGCACCCAGCGGUCCCUGGGGUGCUGUUAUGUGUCCUUUCAGGAAGCCGUGACAUUUGGUGAUGUGGCUGUGCACUUCUCACGGGAGGAGUGGCAGUGUCUGGACCCUGGCCAGAGGGCCCUGUACAAGGAGGUGAUGCUGGAGAACCACAGCAGUGUGGCUGGACUAGCAGGAUUUCUGCUCUUCAAGCCUGAACUGAUCUCCCGGCUGGAGCAAGGGCAGGAGCCAUGGGUCCUUGACCUGCAGGGAACAGAGGCGAGAGAGGCACGAAGGACCCUCCAGACAGAUUCUACAAUAAGCACUGAUGGUGAGCAGGCUGGUGAAGAUGUGCACAUGAUAAAAUCAGAGUCUCUGGCAGCGAUGGUCAAACCCCCCCCUUGGGAUUAUCCUCAGAGUCCUGGCUUCGGAGACACCUCUGAUUCUGAGGUCUGGCCAGAGAGUAAGCUAAGCUCUCUCUUUCAGAAACACCACUUGCACACAGGGACUGUGGCUCCCAGGAAGACCUCGGCCACGGAGGAUGUGCAGGGACAUGUCAACCUGGGUUGUCAACCUGAGAAAAGUCAGGGGGUUGCUGCAGAUGGGCCAUCUCGAAGAUGCGAUGUUUGUGGCAGGAGUUUCAGAUUCGUGGCUCUGUCUCACUUUGGUGUACAGAAGGAACUUAACAGAUGUCAGGAGUGCCAAAAAAAGUUAUCUGAUUGCUUACAGGGGAAACAUCAAAGUAACUGCCAUGGAGAGAAGCCGUAUGAGUGUGAGGAAUGUGGGAAAGUCUUCAGGUUGUGCUCGCAGCUUAAUCAGCAUCAGAGAAUCCACACCGGAGAGAAACCAUUCAAAUGCAUAGAGUGUGGAAAAGCCUUUCGCCUGAGCUCAAAACUUAUUCAGCAUCAAAGAAUUCAUACGGGAGAGAAACCGUACAGGUGUGAGGAGUGUGGGAAAGCCUUUGGUCAGAGCUCCAGCCUCAUCCACCAUCAGAGGGUGCACACAGGAGAGAGGCCCUAUGGCUGUCGUGAGUGUGGGAAGGCCUUCAGCCAGCAGUCUCAGCUGGUCAGACACCAGAGGACUCACACUGGAGAGAGGCCUUACUCGUGCCAGGAGUGUGGGAAGGCCUUCAGCCAGAGCUCAACCCUGGCUCAGCACCAGCUGAUGCACACGGGGGAGAAGCCUCCAGUUCCAAGAACCCUGGAUGGUGCCAGCCUCGUUGCACACGAGAGAAUCCACGCUGCAGAGAAACCGUUUAAAUGUGAUGAGUGUGGGAAGGCUUUCAGGUGGGUCUCUCGCCUUAGUCAGCACCAGCUGAUUCACACUGGAGAGAAACCAUAUAAAUGCAACAAGUGUGCAAAAGCCUUCGGUUGUAGCUCACGGCUUAUUCGCCACCAAAGAACUCACACUGGAGAAAAACCAUUCAAAUGUGAUGAGUGUGGGAAGGGCUUUGUCCAGGGCUCACACCUGAUUCAGCACCAGAGAAUUCACACCGGAGAGAAACCCUAUGAGUGUAGUGAUUGUGGAAAAGCCUUCAGCCAGAGCUCAAGCCUCAUUUACCAUCAGAGGAUUCACAAGGGAGAGAAACCCUACGAGUGCCUGGAAUGUGGAAAAGCCUUCAGUAUGAGCACACAGCUCACAAUUCACCAGAGGGUUCACACCGGGGAGAGGCCCUAUAAAUGUGGUGAGUGCGGGAAAGCCUUCAGUCAGAACUCGACCCUUUUCCAACACCAGAUAAUUCAUGCUGGAGUAAAGCCCUAUGGAUGCAGUGAGUGUGGGAAAGCCUUUAGUCGAAGUUCGUACCUCAUUGAGCACCAGAGGAUUCACACACGUGCCCAGUGGUACCACGAAUAUGGGGGCGCCCUGGAGGGUUCUACCCAUGUGAGCCGUAAAAAAGCUAACACUGUAAAGAAACUACACAAAUGUAGUGAAUGCGAGAAAAUAUUCAGGUGGCGCUCCCAUCUCAUUAUACAUCAGAGGAUUCACACUGGAGAGAAACCUUACAAAUGUAACGAAUGUGGCAAAGCCUUUAAUCGGAGCUCAAGGCUCACUCAGCAUCAGAAGAUUCAUAUGGGAUAGACCACUCACCUCUUUAAAUGUGUGUAAGUGGGAAUAAACCCACAGCCUUACCUAUUUAAAUUAUAUGGGAUAAUUGAAAAUAACAAGGUAGAAUGUUAGUAAAGAUUCAGAAUUGCUCUUUUAAAAAUAUCCAAGUUCAUACAAAAUGUGUUUUUUUCUGGAAUUCUGAUUUUAUCCCACUCCAUAACCCUAUGUCCCUUGCAUCAGGGGAGUCAUGUAGAGUUCUGAGUGUGCAGACGGAUGAACCCAGGUUCUGCAGCUGAGGCCUGAGAAGUCCUGUGAGCUCUGCCAGAUGAGAUACUCAGUGUCUUCAGCACUAGUUACUCAGACUGGCUUCAGCAAGGAUGUGUGAGCUUGCAUGCGGUGAAGUCCAGAAGAGGAGUGUCUGGAAUUCCCUUCUGCCUUCACCUGACUCCUUUUCUUCAAACCUCUUCCCCCAUCAGCAGCCCAGGCAAGCAGCCACCCAGGGUCAACGUGAGUUUCCACAUGGGCCAAGCCACUCUGAUUAAUCUGACCUACAGGCUGGGCCCAUGUUCAUUCACUUUGUCUCACAGAGCAGUUAGUUGAUGCCAUGGAGGCCACUGGAUGAGACAGACCUGCCGCAUUGACCCCCUCCCUGUCCAGCGUCCUGUAUUCACCAUUUGGGAAGGAGUCCAGGGGCCAGGAGUCCCCUCGAGACCGGCUGACCUUUGGUACCAUUGCUACAAUCAGAGGGGCAAUAUUUGAGAGACCUUCAUCCCAGUGGAGGAGCCCAUUUCUUCCACAUGUGGACCGGCAUCGCAGAGGGACACAGGUCAGUCACCAGGAUUUGUUGUGACACUUGAUUUGGGUCACCGGCACACUGGUUUGGUCCAGCCCACCGCACGUCCUUGAGACCUUGCUGCGUCUAUCGCCGUGCAUGGCAUAGCCUGCAGCAGGCUAUGGAUUUGAGUCAGGUGAAAAAACGCUUGCUGAUCCCCAUGUUUGCAUUAGGAGGUUCCUGAGCUUUCUGCUGUUGUUGGGAGCAGUGGAGUUUGAGGUGGUUAAGUUUAUGUGAGCUUGUGUUUCCAGCACAUGGGUGGAGUCAGUCAGCCUGAUCACCAACUGCUACUGCUUAUCCAUCACUCACUGCCUGACAUGUCCUUCACCUGGUGCCAGGAUGCCAUGAAAUUAGUGGGCCUAUCUCUUCAGGCAUCCCUACUCUACCCAGAACUUGAGUCGAAUGGUCAGUUCUAGAGGACCAGGGACUUCUGUGCAUUAUGCAGAGGUUAUGCUCAUUGUGUCUCCACCUCAGCUGCUGUGCUCACCCAGGUGGUCACUGCUGGCACAUCUGGAUGGGUGGGCCCAGUUUUAAAGGGCUAUAAAUAUUUUAGGCCACCCAGCAAUGGUUCUGGAGCCGAGGUCCUAAGUGGAGAGAGCACACUUCUGCCAUCUGCUGGCACUUGGUACUAUUGUGCACUGAAGGACCUCUUCAUUGGACCCCACCUCCCUUGUCUACUACUGGGUAAUGAGGGACAAAAGGAUGGAGGAUUAUAUGGACUUCUCCAGACUCCAGCCUGGACAUGAUGCUCUUUCUUUCCCCUAACAGUAACUGCAGGCCAGAGACUUCUACCUUAAAUCUCCUUUAGCAUUUGAGUGUGCACAGCCAUGGUCCUGGAUCAAGGGCUGGUGAACCCAGUCCGAGGCCUGCUUUUGUGUGGUGCUGGUGCAUUAAACAAACACUGAGGCCGUAAGACUGGGUGUUUUGAAUGCCUACCAAGCAGACCAGGUGUUUUGAAAUAUUCUUUUGUUUUUUUAAA